Messenger RNA from Neolamprologus brichardi, 1716 nucleotides. It is a transcript of the gene dusp23b, whose product is annotated as dual specificity phosphatase 23b. The record is from RefSeq and is a predicted model, not a curated record. Gene Ontology annotation, biological process: protein dephosphorylation. Lineage: Eukaryota; Metazoa; Chordata; Actinopteri; Cichliformes; Cichlidae.
GAUUGAUUGAUUGCCUGGAGCGUCACACCUAGCAUUGCAACAGACACAAUCUAGCCUUGGUUAGAUGACGUGUCUUUCCAGUUUUACUCUUGUAGAAUCGUAGUAGUUAUCAGCGAAAUUGUGAAGUAGCUGCUAUUAAGUUGUCUGCGGUACGUGCUAACGGCGAACGUAGUAACUAGCUUGACAGACAGGGUGAGGCGGUUUGAACAAGAGUCCCUAGAGUGCAUUCAUCAGUGAACUUUGAAUACUUAUGGCCUCCUUUGCUCCACACAACUUCUCCUGGGUGGAGCCAGGCAAACUGGCUGGACUGGCAAUGCCCAGGAUGCCAUGUGAAUACCGGUAUAUGGUGGACAAUGGCAUCAAGCACCUGGUUUGCCUCUGUGAGAGGAAACCACCCAACCAUGACUCAUGCCCAGAGUUACAGCUUCACCACAUCAAGAUAGUUGACUUUACUCCUCCUUCACCCAAUCAGAUUGAUAGAGUCCUCUCUAUUGUGGAAGAGGCCAACUCCAAGGGUGAGGGUGUGGCAGUUCACUGCAUGCAUGGUCAUGGGAGAACAGGGACAAUGCUGGCCUGCUACCUGGUGAAGACCAGGAAGAUUUCUGGGAUUGACGCGAUCAACGAGAUCCGUAGACUGCGACAAGGUUCAAUUGAAACUCACGAACAAGAGAAGGCAGUGGUGCAGUUUUAUCAGCGCAUUAAGUAACAUUAAUUAACUGCUUCCACUAAAAGAAGCAGCAAACAGUUACUGUUAAUAAGAAAAUGAUGUAAGAAGUGCCUUAACUACUCCUAAAUGAACAUUUUAUUACCUAUUAAUAGGAAAAUACAAGAAGGAACAACAGUGCUGAACAAUAUUGUGUUAAAAUUACCCACUUUUUGCCCUUGGGACAUGUGAUUAAUAGAUGCUGUCAUGAUGCUAGGAAAUAAUUACAUUUUUUUUUUUAAAUUUAAACAUUUUUGUCUUCUGAGCUUUCUGUUUAUGAACUGGACGCCAAGGAAAAAAGACGCUGGCGCUCCUUGAAUGUUAGCUUCUCAGGAGCCGACGCUCUCUUCAUUUUCUCCUCCUGGUUUCUGCAAAUACAACCAUCACAUCAGAGAUACCUGAAUUAUAUCACAUACGGGUGAAACAAACAUCCUGUGCUGUUUUAGAAUGUAUUUAUAAAGGGGACUUUACUUUAUAGAUUUAUUUUACUCAGGGAUAUUAUUCCAUUCUUUUUUUUUUUUGCACCACUGUGUGCAGAUGUAUCAUUAAGUCUUCUUGAGAAGAAAUGUGGCAUUAGUAGCUGCCUGUUAAAUUAGAUCAGGGAUGGGGAAUUCCAGGCCUCAAGGGCCGGUGUCCAGCAGGUUUUAGAUAUCACCUGGGUCAACACACCUAAUCAAAUGAUUAGUUCAUUACCAGGCCUCUGGAGAACUUCAUGACACGUUGAGUAGGUAAUUUAGCCAUUUAAAUCAGCUGUGUUGGAUCAAGAACAUAUCUUAAACCUGCAGGAAACCGGCCCUUGAGGCCUCAAGUUCCCCCACCCCUGAAUUAGAUUAAUGUUCUGCUUUGUGUGCCAAAAAAGUGUAAACUCACUCUUUUGAUGCUGCUUGAUGAACAUCAUGAGCUAAUCCACUUAAUCGCUGAGCUGCCAAAAACAUGGACAUUUUCCCAGUUAGAAUCAAAUGACAUAGCUGAUAUGCACACAUUUCUGAAUAAACAAAACUGACACAACAACA